CUCUCUCUCCCACUUCACAUUAACACUUCUCUUUCUUAGACUCUCACACACACACACAAACACUUCAAUUUUCAUAAUAAUCACCCAAAAAUAAAACUCAACUACAUUCUCCUUUCUCUCUCAUGUCCACCACAGCUCCACCACCAUCCACCACCGUAACUACCACCGCCGGCGUAGGUCUCGGCUACGGCAUCGCAAUUGCCGUAAGCAUCCUCGUCCUCAUCUCAACCAUCAUGCUCGCUUCCUACAUUUGCGUCCGCUUAAAAUCCCAAGGCCGCCGCAACUCCUUCCAUCUCAACCGCGAAAAUGUAACUAUAAAUCAAAAUUAUAUCAACGGCUCGGGGUUUCAGCCCGAGCCGUUUAUCUUGGGCUUAGAAAAGCCUGUGAUUGAUUCCUACCCGAAGAUGAUACUUGGAGAGAGUCUCCGACUGCCGAAGCGUAAUGAAGGACCGUGUUCGAUCUGUUUGAAUGAUUAUCUUCCGAAAGAAACUAUAAGGUGCGUUCCGGAUUGUCAGCAUUGUUUUCAUGCGGAAUGUGUUGAUGAGUGGCUUCGGGUGAGUGCCACGUGUCCGCUGUGCCGGAACUCGCCUGCUCCGUCGCCAGUGGCUACGCCGUUGUCGGAGCUUGUUCCUCUGGCUUUUCAUGCCAGGUGAUUCGUCAUUUUGUAAUUUUUUUAAGCCAGUUGAUAUUAAUAUAAUUUUAUAUUUUUCACACAAGUUUUU
This is a messenger RNA of Lathyrus oleraceus (garden pea), 722 nucleotides long. Its product is annotated as putative RING-H2 finger protein ATL69. Gene Ontology annotation, molecular function: transferase activity. Gene Ontology annotation, biological process: protein ubiquitination. The coding region runs from base 123 to 653 and encodes 176 amino acids. Lineage: Eukaryota; Viridiplantae; Streptophyta; Magnoliopsida; Fabales; Fabaceae. The record is from RefSeq and is a predicted model, not a curated record. The transcript has a single exon.